Molecule: messenger RNA, 2470 nt
Organism: Drosophila innubila
Lineage: Eukaryota; Metazoa; Arthropoda; Insecta; Diptera; Drosophilidae
Product: membrane alanyl aminopeptidase-like
Exons: 5
Coding region: 35-2470 (811 amino acids)
Biological process (GO): proteolysis; peptide catabolic process
Cellular component (GO): cytoplasm
Molecular function (GO): zinc ion binding; metalloaminopeptidase activity; peptide binding
Source: RefSeq, a predicted model, not a curated record
GACUCUGUCUAGUCACAAUCAAGAAACAGACAUCAUGAAUCUAACAACAACUGCUGAGCUGGCAGUUAAUCAAGUCUACAUUCUGCAUUUUAAAUAUACUGGGUUGAUGGAGGAUGAUAUGCACGGAUUCUAUCGUAGCUACUAUGUGAAUGACAACAAUGAGACCAAAUGGCUGGGAUCCACACAGUUUCAGACACACCAUGCCCGCCGUGCAUUCCCCAGCUUCGAUGAGCCCCAAUUCAAGGCAACCUUCGAUGUGACAAUUAAACGUCAUCGAUCCUUCAACACUGUCAGCAACACAAAAAUUUUAAAGACCUAUGUCAGUGAUGAAGCCAACUACUUUGUGGAUGAGUUCCAGACAACACCGAAAAUGUCGACUUAUUUGUUAGCCUUCAUCAUCUCCGAGUUCACCAUUCGAAAGGACGAUACUUUUGGAGUUCUCUCACGUCCCGAGUUCUAUACACAGACCCAAUACAGUUUCAAUGUCGGUCGUAAGAUUCUCGAUGAGAUGGGCAAAUAUUUAAAAAUGGACUACUAUGGAAUGGGUAACGAUAAGAUGGAUAUGGCGGCCAUACCUGAUUUCUCAGCUGGUGCCAUGGAAAACUGGGGAUUGCUUACCUACAGAGAGCGUAGUCUUCUCGUGGAUGAGUCGGCAACUACUCUAUCAUCUCGUCAAUCCAUCGCAGCACUAGUGGCCCAUGAGCAGGCACAUAUGUGGUUCGGCGAUCUCGUCACCUGUCAAUGGUGGAGCUACACCUGGCUCAACGAAGGAUUUGCCCAAUACUUCCAAUACUUCGGAACCGCUUUUGUCGAAGCUGAGUGGGAGCUGGAAAAGCAGUUUGUCGUUCUUCAGGUGCAGUCAGUGAUGGCCAUGGACUCAACCAAUGCUACCAAUCCCCUAACCGAUUUAAACACCUACACACCAGCCCAUCUUAGUCGUAUGUUCAACAGCAUCUCCUACAGCAAAGGUGCCUCAUUUAUUCGCAUGAUAGAGCACACCAUGGGCACAGAAAACUUCCAGAAGUCUCUGCAGGAAUAUCUAGCUAAACAUAAAUAUGAAUCAUCCGUGCCGGCAUAUCUGUUGGCUGCCUGGACUGCACAGUGGCCAGAAAACAGAUUCAAGAGCAGCGCAGAGCGUAUCUUUAACAGCUUCACCACACAGGUGGGAUAUCCCCUGAUCAAUGCCAAGCUAUCCACCGAUGGCAAGAGCGUUGAGUUCACCCAGCAGCGCUUCCUGCUCAAGGAGAAUGAUGGAGCCGAGAAGAAUUUGAAGUACACAGUGCCCAUAAGCUAUACCACAAACUUGGAGAAAAACUUUAACAAUACUCAGCCCAAGUUUGUAUUGGCCGACACCGCCGCAUCCCACACAGAGACGUUGGCUAAUGGGACCAGCUGGAUUAUUGCCAACAUCCAGGAGACUGGAUACUAUCGCGUCAAUUACACUGAAAGCAACUGGCAUGCAAUCCAUAAGGCUCUUACCGAAAGCAACUGGGGCGGCAUUCAUGAAAUUAAUCGUGCCCAGCUGGUCGAUGAUCUCCUCAAUAUGGCACGAGCUGGACUCAUCGAGUAUAGCCUGACUUUCGAUGUUCUGGAGUAUUUGGAAACGGAAACCAACUACAUCCCAUGGACGUCGGGAUUCAAUGGAUUUAACUUCCUGGCAAUACGCCUCGGCAAUGAUACCAAAGAUUUCAGCGUGUACAUCAGGGAUUUAACCACAAAGGCCUACAACAAAUUGGGCUUUGAGGAGACUACGUCAGAUAAGGCGCUCGAUAUCUACUUGCGUACCAAGGUUCUAUCCUGGACCUGUCGCUAUGGAAACGCAGACUGUAUCAACCGGGCCAAGAACUACUUCAAUUCACUGUCCUCUGUUCCCAAGAACAUUCGGUCAGUGGUCUAUUGCGUGGCCUUGCGUGAGGGCGGCAGCACAGAAUUUGAGGCACUGUAUCAGAAAUUCAAGACCGAGUCGGUUGCUACUGAGGAAACACUCCUGCAGAACUCCUUCGGCUGUGUGAAGACUCAACCCCUGAUCGAACGAGUCUUUAGUUUAGUACUCUCAGAUGAGAUACGCAGACAAGACAAAGCUUCAGUUCUUAGCACGCUCUACACCGAGAACAAUGAGAAUGUUAGCCCUGUCUUCGAGUUGGUCACCAAGCAAUACGAAGCUUUGGCCGAAGCUAUGGGCAGCUACUCCGCGGUCGCUACAGUCAUAUCCAACAUCGCUGCACGUUUCACAGAGGAAAAACAACUUUCUGCUCUGAAAAACUUCAACGUGGCCAACAGCGCCAAGUUUGGCAGCUCUGCCUCUACGUUGAAAUCGGCUGAGACUUCCGUUGAAGAGAACAUCAAAUGGGCUGACGCUAAGCUUGGACAUUUCCGCACUUAUCUGUCAAAACGCAACGGCAGCGCGAUGAUCAGUGCCUUCAGCCUACUCACUCUUCUGCUGGUUUCCUUUACCACAUUUUUGCACUAG